CUUUGUUCUCAUUUAUCCUGACGCCUCCUCAAAGGAAGCAUCUAGUCGCUUCCCGUAGGGUUCUCUUUCUAUCAUUAUCAUCUCUCUCUCUCUCUCUACACUUCUAUAAUUCCUCCCGCUCUCUGAACGCCAAGCAAAGAGAAAGGCACCGACGUACAACUCUCCCUCUCAAGAGAAAACCGACGAUGAGCCGUCAUCCUACGGUAAAGUGGGCCCAGGGACAUGAUAAGGUGUACAUCACCAUUGAGCUACCAGAUGCCAAAGAUGUGAAGUUUAAACUGGAGCCAGAGGGGAAAUUCUUCUUUUCUGCCACGAGUGGCGUAGACAACAUACCUUACGAAAUAGAUAUGGAUCUCUAUGAGAAAGUUGAUGUAAAUGAGAGCAUGGCUAAUGUUGGCUUGAGAAACAUCUGCUACCUUAUAAAGAAGGCAGAGAAUAAAUGGUGGAGCAGACUGUUGAAGCAGGAAGGAAAACCACCCAUCUUUUUGAAAGUUGAUUGGGAUAAAUGGGUUGAUGAAGAUGAGGGGCAGGAUAGUAAAAGUGGAGCGGAUAUGGACUUUGGUGACAUUGACUUCUCGAAGCUUAACAUGGGUGGUGGAGAUUUUGACAGUGAUGGUGCUGACGUUGAUGAAGGAGAUGAUGACAGUGACACUGAAGAGGAGAAUGUGGAUGAAGUAUCCGGCAAGAAGAAUGGCAAAGGAGCUGCACCUGCUAUUGGUGAACAUGGGGCAAAAGCUUGAAGUUUCCCCUUCUACAGCAGUUCUACUGUUUCUAGAACUUUAUUUCUGCUCCUGGUUUCACUUUGUUUUACUUCUACCUAGUCUCCCUUUAGAAUGGGCGUUUCACAAUCAAAGUAGAGAAUAGAGAUAUCUGCUUGUUUAAAUGAGCAUUUCCAUUUAAGAUCUUGAGCAUGGUGUUCUCAAAGCGCAUCACAGCACUUUUUCCCGUGAAAAAGAUGAAACAAAAGAAAUUUAGACGGGGAAUUUACAAAGACUGAAACAAUAAAAGCGGAAGCCUCCAUUCCGCAAUUGAUU
Molecule: messenger RNA, 1034 nt
Organism: Rhododendron vialii
Lineage: Eukaryota; Viridiplantae; Streptophyta; Magnoliopsida; Ericales; Ericaceae
Product: co-chaperone protein p23-1-like
Exons: 6
Coding region: 186-740 (184 amino acids)
Biological process (GO): protein folding; chaperone-mediated protein complex assembly
Cellular component (GO): nucleus; cytosol
Molecular function (GO): Hsp90 protein binding; protein-folding chaperone binding
Source: RefSeq, a predicted model, not a curated record